ACAGCGCCGGCGCGUGAGGCAAAAACUGUGCGACCGCAGUGUGUGAGUCGCGUAGUGAAAUGGUUCUCCGAGCGGAGCAUGGCUGGGUCCGUCUGUGGACUCCGUCAUGUAUCAUCUUAAUAAUUGCCACGUCGUACAUACCCACGGCCGACGCGCUGAUAGAGGGCCUGUACUGUGGCACGCAGGUGUGCUACGACGUGCUCAGCGUGAGCCGGGAUGCCACCAAGCCGGAGAUCGCGAGGGCGUACCGGCAGCUGGCCAGGACGUACCACCACCGGUUCAGAGCCGGGGACCCCGCACUGGCCGGGGAGACGGAGGACAGCGCCAAGGAGAAGUUCCUCUUGGUCACCACCGCCUAUGAGACGCUGAAGGAUGAGGACUCUCGCCGGGACUACGACUACAUGCUGGACCACCCGGAGGAGUACUACCGCCACUACUAUGCCUACUACCGCACACGGCUCGCCCCCAAGGUGGACGUCAGGGUGGUCAUCCUGGUCAUCUGCGCCAUAUCCAUCUUCCAGGUACCUCCUUGGCAGAGCAGCUACAACGAGGCCAUCAGCUACCUGGUCAUGCCCAAGUACCGCAUCCAAGCCACAGAGAUCGCCAAGCAGCAGGGCCUGCUGAACCGGCCCAAGGAGAAGGGACGCAACCGCCGCACCAAGGAGGAGGUCAGGGAGCAGGAGGAGGAGGUCAUCCGGGACAUCAUCAAAAACAAGAUCGACAUAAAAGGCGGCUACCAGAAGCCCAAGAUGUCGGACAUCCUACUGUGCACUGUGAUGCUGCCCUACGUCCUGGUGAUCUCGGCCUCCUGGUACCUGUCGUGGUUCUACCGCUUCACGGUCUGCAGGGAGGAGUACGGCGAGGAGAAGCUGAACAUCAUCAGGCGCAAUAUGAAGAUGUCCCAGUCCCAGUUUGACAGCUUGGAAGAUAAUCUGAAGGAGACGUUCCUGGAGAAGCAGCUAUGGAUCCGGGAGAACUACGAGGUAUACAAACAGGAACAGGAAGAGGAGAUGAAGAUCAAGAUGGCCAACGACCCGAGGAUGAAGAGGUACCGGCGCUGGAUGAGGAACGAAGGCCCUGGCCGGCUGACCUUUGCGGACGACUGAGAGCCUAUCGGAUGCUGUGGAAUCUGCCUCGUGGCCAUGGCAUGUUGCGUGCUUCCUGCCAAAUGUGUGUGAAGGAAGAGGACGAACAAGGCUUGUUUGAACACAAAACAUAUUUUCCUAUUGACGGCCGAGGGAAGUUAAAGCACGGCAUGGGAUUGAACUUUUAAUACUUUUUUAAUGUGUAGUUGCUGUUAAAGAUUUUCAGUGUCAUACCUAUAUUAUUAUUCCUUCUAUACCCUUGUACACAUGGCCUCCAAUGAGGUUUGUUGUGUGUUAAUUAUUUUUUCCGUUGGUUCAGAUUGAGAUAGAGAUCUGUGUUUAAAACAGGAAAUGGGGAAACUACUGGUUUGUAACAUCGAGAGUGGAAGGCAUCUCCAUGGUAUUGAGUUUGACCAGUCUCCGUCUGACUGAACCCCGCCAGGGCCAUGAUGACUGGGAAUGGAAACGUUGCUCCCAAAGCCGAGCUACACAUGACUUCUAAUCCACAGCUGGGUCUUUUCAUGACCAGACGUCCACCAGCUGAGCUGCGGACUCCCUCAGGUGCGGACUCCCUCAGGUGCACGCCCCCCCCCCCCCCCCCCCCCCCAAGACCAGUGGCGGCUGGGGGCGGAUGUUCCUUCGGACUUGUGCUAAAUACUCUGGCCACUCUGCAUGAGUGGAGGAGAGGACAUUUGGAGGAGUAAACGGACGUUAUCUCUCCGCCACAAUCGGACAGAAGGAGGAAGUGGUGCUACCGAGAAUAACUUGCACUUCCUCGUUCCUACAGAACCUUUUUCAUAAAAAGAUGAAUAACUGAGACGUGUUUAUUUAUUUGAACGGAUGGCGUUCUGCUCCCUCCGUCUACCGUUAUAGAAUCUCAGCUUUGACGCAGAUGGAAUUGAACAAAAAUAAACCUCAUGCUUUAGGAGUU
Gadus morhua (Atlantic cod) is the source of this 2016-nucleotide messenger RNA. It is a transcript of the gene dnajc25, whose product is annotated as DnaJ (Hsp40) homolog, subfamily C, member 25. NCBI's taxonomy places the organism in Eukaryota, Metazoa, Chordata, Actinopteri, Gadiformes, Gadidae. Gene Ontology annotation, cellular component: endoplasmic reticulum membrane. Gene Ontology annotation, biological process: protein folding. The record is from RefSeq and is a predicted model, not a curated record.